Messenger RNA from Gopherus evgoodei (Goodes thornscrub tortoise), 2401 nucleotides. Its product is annotated as butyrophilin subfamily 1 member A1-like. Gene Ontology annotation, molecular function: protein binding. Lineage: Eukaryota; Metazoa; Chordata; Testudines; Testudinidae. The record is from RefSeq and is a predicted model, not a curated record. The transcript has 14 exons. Bases 284 to 1111 code for a protein of 275 amino acids.
GUACAAGGAAGUAAUUGAUAUUUGAGUUUCUUAUGUUUGUGAAGCCCUCUGGGGAGAAAAACACUGCAGUAGCUGUGCAGAAAUUGUUACUACACAGCCUGAUUCUUCAACUCUCACUCACGGAGACAUUUAGUACUUACUUCUCCUAUGUUGGUCUCUACUUUACAAGGCGUCUGACUAUCAUCUGAGUAGAAGUUGAAUCAGCAUCACUGGAAAUACAAAUACAGUGAAUUUACAAGACAAUAAAUCAGAGUUGGAUGAAUUAUAUUGCACUCACUUCACAAUGCACACAGGAUACAAAGUAUUCGCCACCAUCAGCGUUCCAGUGUUGAUUUUUGUCAUGAAAUGGCUUUGGCACACAAAAAAAAGAAAAAAGAAACUCCAGGAGAAAAUGGGAGACUUGGAAAAGAGAAUAAAUGAUCUCCAGGAGCAAGUGGGAGAAUUGGCAAAUAAAAUAGAGGAACUCCAGAAGCAAAUGGGAGACAAGAGUAUAAAGAAACCCCAGGAGAAAAUGGAGGAACUCCAGAAGCAAAUGGAUGAAACGAAGAAGGAAUUAGAAUGGAGAAGGGUUCAGAACAAUUCAGAUGACAUCACUCUUAAUGGAAUCACGGCCCACCCCAACCUCUCCAUUUCUGGAGAUAAGAAGAGUUUUACGCAUGAAGCCCAACCUCAAAAAGUUCUAUCAAAUCCAGAGAGGUUUGAUUCGACCGUCUGUGUGUUGGGCUCUGAAGGAUUCUCCUCUGGAAAGCACUACUGGGAGGUGGAGGUUGUGAGCAGCACUGACUGGGACCUGGGGGUGGCCAGAAAGUCAACACAGAGAAAAGGAAAACUGUCCUUGUCCCCUAGAGAGGGAUUCUGGGCUCUGGGUCUGAGUGGGAGAGAUUAUUGGGCAAAAACAGACCCAUGGACCCAGGUCAUAGUGCAGAAAAAGCCCAAGAAAAUUGGAAUUUACCUUAGUUACCAAGAGGAGCAGGUGACUUUUUUCAAUGUAACUGACAUGUCUGUGUUGUUCACAUUUAACAAUUGCUCAUUCUCAGGAGAGGUUUAUCCAUUCUUUAAAAAUUCCCACAAAGAAACAACAAUGAGAAUUUGUUCAACUAAAGAGGAAUAAAUAUAACAUGACUCUGAUGCUGAUUUUAUACUGGUAUAACUGAAAUCAAGAUUUUCAUGAAUGUAUUUUGAUGAAAAAAGCUAUUUUUUUAAAAUGUACAUUGUCAUGCUGUUUUCAUUACAUGUUUUCUUGUGACUUUUGUCCAAUACACUAUUUGACUAGUACAGUCUUUCUAGGGAAUUUGGUGCAGACCUUAAAAACAAGAAAACACCAUCCAUCCUCUCUAACACUUUCCUUAUUGACAGCUUCACAUCAUAGGCAAAAUAACAAGAAUUUCAUUGCUAAUUUCAGCAUUUUCCUCUAUAAUAAAAGACAGAUAACAUGAAUAUCUCACUAAUAAUCAUAUUUAGGGAUAAUAUUAUGCUGUAUUAUGAAGUUGCAGUGGCUGGAACAAAAUCUAGAUUGACAACAGAUAUUCACGAUAGACACAAUUUUUACACACCCGCCUCCCCAGUAAAGUUAUCCAAUGUUCUUGAGACUUCCCACCAAGAUAGAAUUCUUCUGAGAAUUCAUUCAAAGUGAAUUAAGCUAAACUGAUUUACCUCUGAGGUCUGGUCUACACGACAGACCUAUGUCUGUCCAACUAUGUCACAGGGGUGUGAAAAUUCCAUACCCUGGAGCUAGGUAAUUAUAAUGACCUUAACAUCCCUUUUUAUAUAAUGCUAUGUUGAUGAGAAAACUUCUCCCACUGACAUAGCUUCCAUCUGUCAGUGUUUUAAAUUUAGAUGUACCCUUAACAAGAGUGUCCACACAGGACACAAUUUAGCUAAUCCCUUUUUAAUUCACAUCUUUAGGGCAUGUCUAUAUUUUGAAACAGUGCAGCUGUAGGGCUGGAGCAGUGCUGUUGUAGUGCUACAGUGUAGACUCUACCUUGCUGACAGGAGGGGUUCUCCCAUUGGCAUAGUAGAUAAUGUACCUCCCCAAGAGGCAGUCGCUAGGUUGAUGAAAGAAUUCUUCCAUUGACGUAGCGCUGUCUACACUGAGGGUGGUUAGGUCAGUAUAGCUACGUCUCCCGGGGUGUGGAUUUUGAGAGAGACAGCUCUGCCAAUGUAAAUUCCCAGUGUAGACCAGCCCUUAGUGUCUCUUGUACAAACCCAUUAGGUUUAAUGGGGUUGCGCUCUUGAAAGAAGUUGGUCUAAGGUAGUGGGUUUCUUUUCACAAGCAAGGUACAAAGAAACUAACUUCUUAAAAGAGCCCGAACACAGUUCAGCAAUGUGAAGGUGUCAUAAACAGAUAGUUCAGGGUUAAUGUCUCUUUUACCUGUAAAGGGUUAACAAACAGUGAACCAAA